Molecule: messenger RNA, 2490 nt
Organism: Papaver somniferum (opium poppy)
Lineage: Eukaryota; Viridiplantae; Streptophyta; Magnoliopsida; Ranunculales; Papaveraceae
Exons: 5
Coding region: 1-2490 (829 amino acids)
Biological process (GO): DNA integration
Molecular function (GO): RNA-DNA hybrid ribonuclease activity; nucleic acid binding
Source: RefSeq, a predicted model, not a curated record
AUGACAGCAGUAGGAAGGAUCAAUCUUCCUACGAUGGUGGGAGGAAGGAUGGUUAUGCAAUAUUUCUCGUUGCUAGAUUGUCGUGCACCCUACAACGCUAUCUUAGGGCGUGAUUGGAUCCAUGCAAUGGAGGCGGUAACUUCCACUGUACACCAGUGCUUGAAGUUCAUUACUCCAGCAGGGGUGAUGAAGCAAUCACAGUGCUUCCCGACCUCUUAUCAAGGAAGAGGAAAGGAAGGACCACCAACUAUUGAGGAGUUGGUGGAAGUGCAAAUUGGGGAUCGGAAGGAGCAGACAACGUUUAUCAGAGCAGAAUUGCCGUUAGGCGAAAGUGAAAUCUUGAUCACCCUUCUGAAAAAUAAUAAAGAUGUCUUCGCUUGGAGUCUCAGGGACAUUCCAGGUAUUGACCCCGACAUCGCAUGCCAUCGGUUGAAUAUCAGUGAAGGAUUUAAACCAGUGAGACAGAAGCCACGAAAAAUGGCUCCGGAACGGAAGGCAAAUGUUGCUGAGGAGAUUGACAGGAUGUUAGAAGCAAGAAUAAUAAGACCUGUCAAGUAUCCAGAAUGGUUAGAAAAUAUUGUAGUAGUUCCGAAGAAAAAUGGGAAAAUUCGGAACGCGGGAGCAACUUAUCAGCGUCUCGUGGAUGAAAUGUUCAAGGAUAUGAUCGGGAAAACCAUGGAAGUUUACAUCGACGAUAUGGUGGUCAAGUCCAAAAAGAAGGAAUCUCACCUUAUGGACUUGAAAAGAACUUUUGAUCGGCUCCGGCAAUAUGGGAUGAAGUUAAAUGCAUCUAAGUGCUCUUUUGGACUCACAUCUGGGAAGUUCCUUGGGUAUAUGAUGACACAAAUAGGAAUUGAAGCCAAUCCAGAACAAAUUAGAGCAAUUUUGGAGAUGUCAUCGCCAAGAAACAAAAAGGAAAUACAAAGGCUUACAGGGAGAUUAGCUGCGUUGAAUAGAUUCAUUUCUUGGUUUUCAGACAAAUGUAAGUCCUUUUUCUUAGCCUUAAAGAAGGUCAAAAAAUUUGAUUGGAAUGAGGAGUGUGAGCGUGCAUUUAAUGAAAUAAAACAGUAUCUAAUCUCACCGCCAGUCCUCACAAGUCCAAAGACUGGCCAGACGGUCUACAUCUAUUUGGCUGCAAGUGAUUAUGUCGUUUGUGCAGUAUUGUUUGUUCGAGAGCCGGAGGAGAGGCCAGUUUAUUUUGUUAGCAAAUCACUAACAGAUGCUGAGACUAGGUACUCAAAAAUAGAGAAAAUGGCAUUAGCUCUUAUGCAUGCCGCAAGGCGUUUAAAGCCAUACUUCGAAGGACGACGACUUGUGGUUUAUACUGAGUACCCGUUAAAGAAAGUAUUAGGGAGAACUGAUGACUCCAGCAGGCUGGCCACAUGGGAUACUUAUCUCGGUGCAUACACCAUUGAUUAUGAGCCAAGAACAGCCGAGAAAGGGCAUGCAAUAACAUCGCUAAUGGCGGACUUCCCAGUAGAUGACAUUCCAGUUUCAGAAUCCAUACUCGAGGAAGAAAUCUUGCAUGAUACGGAAACCUCAAACAACCAAGAUGAAUACGAGGCUGUAAUUUCAGGCUUGAAAACUGCUAUUCACUUGGGGGCGCGGAAGGUUAAGCUAAUAACAGAUUCAAGACUGGUAGAAAACCAUUACAGUGGCACAUAUAAAUCCAGAAAUGAAAGGUUAGCAUCUUACUUGGAAUACAUACAUGAAUUAGCAAAGGAAUUUGAAUUGUUCGAAAUCGAGAAAAAGCCAAAGCUAGAAAAUAGGCAUGCAGACGCUCUUGCUUACGUGUCGGCAGUCGUUGUAUCCGACACGACACGGUAUAUUGUAGUCGAAUUCCAAGAACUUCCCAGCACUCACAGCACCAUCGACGCUGCACGCAAAGUUUACGCCGGUGAGAAUAAUUCUUCCUCACUCGAAAUCCCUGAAGAUUCUAUGGAUACCGAUGAAGUAGAUAACAUCCAACCUGAAGAUUGGCGUCAACCAUACAUUCAUUUCCUGAAAACGCAAGAGCUUCCACAGGAUAAGAAUCAAGCCGGGAAGAUAACAAGAACUGCUAGGAGAUAUGCUCUUAUUGAGGGAGAGCUAUACAAGAAACCGAUGUCGAUGGAACCGUACCUGCGAUGUGUAACUCGAGAGUUAGGGAAACAAUUGCUAGCAGAAGCACAUGAAGGGUGCUGCGGAAAUCAUUCUGGAGGAAGAAGUCUGGCGCAUCGGUUGCUGUUUCAAGGAUAUUUUUGGCCUUACAUGCAAAAUGACGCGAAGGAAUAUACCAAAAGGUUCGGCGUGCCAGCAAUGAUCGUUUCCGAUAACGGGAAGCAGUUUGAUUGUGAGUCGAUAAAAUCAUUGUGUGAAGGGCUGCAUAUUAAACACAAUUUCUCUACCCCAUACUAUGCACAAAGCAAUGAACAGGCCGAGGCGACUGAUAGGGUUAUCUUGGAUAACCUAAAGAAGACCUUGGACAAAGCCAAGGGAAGAUGGACGUAA